UGCGUUUCUCUAAUGACGUCAUAGGUGUUACGUCAUUCUGGGCACGAAACAGCUGCUGCUUCUUUAGGGCACGAUUUUCGGGGGAAACCAUGGCUGGAAAUAGAUUAAAAAUUCUCUGCUUGCAUGGCUAUGGUCAAAAUGCAGAUGUUUUUCAAGAAAAAUUAGGUGGCUUUCGAAGGUUUGUCAAACACCUUGCGAAUUUUAGCUUUCUGUCGGCUCCUCACCCCUUGGAUUCUCCCAUUAAUGCAGGAAACGUCGAGGAACGAGCUUGGUGGCUGAAAAAGGACGAGAAAGAGACGAUAAUCUACCGCGGAUUUGAAGAGAGCGUGUUAGCCAUAGAGAGACACGUGCAAAGUUGUGGCCCCUUUGAUGGUAUUCUGGGGUUCUCGCAGGGAGCGACAAUGGUAGGGUUGCUGUGCGGGUUGCAACAACAGAAGAAACUCAAUUUUGACUUCAAAUUUGCAAUUUUGUUUGCUGGCUUCUGCAGUCGUAGUCAAGCUCAUCAGGAAAUAUAUAAAGAACAGAUUACUCUUCCUUCUCUUCAUGUAAUUGGCGAAACAGACCAAAUCAUUCCUAUAGAGGAAGGAGAGAAACUGACACGACCCUUCCUCAACCCCACCAUUCUCCGCCAUAAAGGGGGACAUCAUGUACCAUCAUCUGGGGCACAGAAGGAUCUCUACAGGGACUCCUACAGGCAGUUUCUGGAGUCAUUUACUUGUAAUGAAAAUGUUGAUGAUGAGUUAGAUUUAUAAGAUCAAGAGGAUGGUUUAGUAACCACUGUACAAUUUAAAAGAUUUAUAUCAAGAGAUUGUAUUUCAAUUUCUCUCAGGAAAGACUAGAAUUUAAAACUUUGUAUAAAACUUUGGGAAAAGUAUCUCAUGACACAGCAUUUAGUUAAGCAAUGGUAUAUACUGGUGGAUAUGUCUGUAUAUUUUGGUCAUGGAUUUUGAAUUGGUAAGUGUCAAUUGUCAAUUAUUAUUUCAGUAUAUAUAUAUUUCUAUCUAUUUGUAUAUAUGCUGGUUAUUCCAUACAAAUCAAACUGAUUUUCAAUUUCUUAUUCAUAAAUUUCUAAACAUUCAUAUAUAUUUCUUUGAGAAUACCAAAUUUACUUGAUCAGAAUCACCUUUGGUAAUAUAUCUGUACAUUUCCUAUAACUAGGAUACAAAUAUUUCAGUAAUUUUUAAAACUAAAUUUCACUUUGGUUUUCAUCAGACUUCUUGUCAUUAAAUACUUUGUUGUUUAUUAGCUUUUAAAAAGUUGCUGAUAAUUAUGUUUUUAUCGCUUCCUAUUUUUAACAUUAAGUAGGGGGGGGUAUGCAUGAGGAUAAAUAUAAAUGAGUUCUUGGGAAGAAACAGUAUGCAAAAGAGUUUUAUAUAAUUUAUGAAAUACUGUACACAGUCAAUAUUCAAAUCUGAAUACAGGAUAACAGGUUGGUUACUGUUUUCUGUUUUCUGGGUUGUUUUUAGAGGAAAAAAGAGAAAUGAGUGAAAAGAGGGAGAUAGAUAUAGUU
This is a messenger RNA of Penaeus monodon (black tiger shrimp), 1510 nucleotides long. Its product is annotated as esterase CG5412-like. Gene Ontology annotation, cellular component: nucleus; cytoplasm. The record is from RefSeq and is a predicted model, not a curated record. NCBI's taxonomy places the organism in Eukaryota, Metazoa, Arthropoda, Malacostraca, Decapoda, Penaeidae. Gene Ontology annotation, biological process: response to retinoic acid.